Messenger RNA from Hypomesus transpacificus, 1890 nucleotides. It is a transcript of the gene adma, whose product is annotated as adrenomedullin a. Bases 171 to 719 code for a protein of 182 amino acids. Lineage: Eukaryota; Metazoa; Chordata; Actinopteri; Osmeriformes; Osmeridae. Gene Ontology annotation, cellular component: extracellular region. The transcript has 4 exons. Gene Ontology annotation, molecular function: adrenomedullin receptor binding; hormone activity. The record is from RefSeq and is a predicted model, not a curated record. Gene Ontology annotation, biological process: regulation of systemic arterial blood pressure; positive regulation of heart rate; adenylate cyclase-activating G protein-coupled receptor signaling pathway.
AGGAGAGGGGAGACGGGCCCCUCCCACCUCUAGUAUAAAGGCUCCCGUCUGCCGUGUACAGACUAUUAGCCCAGUGUCACAGCUGCCUUUCAGCACCAACAGCAACUUCAACAAGCCUGUGGAAUACUCACUCCAAGCUCUCUCUGCGAACAGCUUACCCAUCCAAGUGAAUGAUUCAAGGAUUUCAGGCAGGAGACAAAAUGAAACUGAUCUUUCAGUCCUUCCUCUGUAGCUGUCUGCUGGCCACAGUCGCGCACAGCGUGGAAUUUGAAAUGAGCCCCGAGUUGAAAAAAAGGUUAAGUGUGUGGAUGCAGAGCAGAUUGAGAAGGGAUCUCAACAGCGUCUCUGAGAGGAGAGCAGAGUCCGGGCAGUUUGUCAGACCGGAGGACUUCAGGGACACGCUGACUCCGCAUUCCAGCACUGACUUCAGCGUCAGAACCAAGCGGUCCAAGAACUCCGUCAACCAGUACAGGAGGCCAGGCUGUUCCCUGGGUACGUGCACGGUCCAUGACUUGGCUCACCGCCUGCACCAGCUCAACAACAAGCUGAACAUCGGCAGCGCCCCCAUGGACAAGAUCAGCCCCCAGGGCUACGGGCGCAGACGCCGCUCCCUGCCCAAGCGCAGGGCCACGUUGAGGCUGGAGGGAGGCAGGCUGAGGCCCACAUGGAGCAGCACCUCGCGGGCGCACAAGCUGGAGGCUCUCCUCCGACGGACCUGAGCAGGACUAGCCGGGUCGUGGCGGGGAGGGGGGGUUGGGGGGGGGGGGGAGGGAGGGGGGAGGAAAGAGGAGGAGGAAGAGCGAGGGCCGAGUCUCCUCUCUCUCUCUUUCUCCGUCUGUCCGGCCCGCUCGAAGAUUGUCCACGUGCCUCAGACUCCUGCCAAGAGUCCUCCAGAGCGUUCUUUUCCAGACGCGAGGGGACUGGGGUUGGGGGUGGGGGGCGGGGGAGGGGGGUUCUGUGUGAGAGCGAGACUGAGAACAGCAGCGCUGCAGAGCUUCUCCCUGAGAGUCGGCCGGAGAGGAGGAGGCUCCGGGGAAGAGGUGCCGUCGGCGAUGCGCAGCGUGAAAACAGCAGCAGCUGGUCUACAGGCACUGGAUGGCACCACAGAGAGACUGUAGCUUCAGAGGAUGCUCCUCUGCUGUGUGUCUCUGUCUGCCCGGUGCUGUGAUAGGAACAGGGCUCAUAUCUGGUUGAGUGGAGACCCCACUGGCUGGAAGCGGGGGGUGAUUCCACCCUGCCUUAAACAGACUGGGACAUGCCCACCAUACAUGCCUCUUCUGCAAAUCAAAGACUAUAGUUACUCUUGAAGGAUUAAAAGAUUUAACCACACCAUGCCAUGUGUAUAUAUACAUAUAUAAAUAUAUACUAGUCCGCACUUUUCCAUUUGGACUUCAAGUCAUCUAAAUGAGCAGCAAAAGACCUCUGACUCACAAUGCCAAACAAAGAGAUGGACUUAAUGAUGCAAUGAAGCUGUUUUUGGACACUGUAUGAGGGAAAAAGCUUUAAAUUUGAUGAUAUGUCUGUGCCAGUCCACAAUGGAUUAAACUAUACUUGAAUAUUUUUGUGCAAUCUAUAUAUUUUUUAUUGCCAGUAUAUGUGUAUAUAUGUUCAAACAAGAUAUCUAUUUAAAAUAUUAUAUAGAGGUUACAUUCAAAUACUUAUGGAGAUUAAAAAAAACUAUUUUUAUACUAGAAGAAAAAGUAAGGGCAUUAUAGCUACUUGUUGUUUCCACUAUUCUUUCGCAUCAUGGAUAUUAUUGUGUCAAACUGUGGUAAUAGGAGAACUGUUUUUUUAUAGCUAUAUGGUAUAAUAUAUUUGUAAAUGUGGUCUAUUUUAUUGGUGUCAAAGCAAUUAACAUUGUCAUACAAUAAACAUUUUGCAUAUGAAAAA